Oldenlandia corymbosa var. corymbosa is the source of this 5394-nucleotide messenger RNA. NCBI's taxonomy places the organism in Eukaryota, Viridiplantae, Streptophyta, Magnoliopsida, Gentianales, Rubiaceae. The record is from the annotation of a GenBank genome assembly.
CAACAUCCAGGUUUACACGGAUGCCCAUGCAUCAGUAAACUUCAAAAGACCAAUAGUGAAUGAACGGCCCAAUCCACUUGAAUAUUCACUAUAAUCCUCUCAUGCCACCAGCUUCCUCAACCAUUUAUGACUUUCUUCCAAUUUUUCAAUUUUUGUAGUUUUUUCUGCCUUUUCAUUUUAACAAUUUUACUUCUCCUCUUAACACACAAACUCCGGCGCGCUACCACCGGCGUCGCCUUUGUGAAUUGUGCCCCCGUCCGUCGAUUCUUCGUAACUCCAAAUUGUUUCACUGGUUUCCCAAUUUCGCCGAAUUUAAAACCCUAGAGCUUCAUUGUGUUUGUUUUCGGAAGAGUGUGGAAUUGAUUUUGGCUUCGGAAUGGCGGCUCCGCCGCGGGAGCAAGCGCUCUCUUUACUUGCCUCCGCGAACAACCACGGUGAUUUGGCGGUGAAGCUUUCUUCUUUAAAGCAGGCCAAGGAUAUCUUAUUGGCGGCAGAACCGUAUCAAGCGGCCGAAUUGUUUCCUUAUUUGGUCGAGCUUCAGUCUUCCCCUGAAAGUCUCGUUCGAAAAGCGCUCCUUGAUGCAAUUGAGGACCUAGGCUUGAGAGCUUUGGAACAGUUCUCCAUAUUUGUGCCAGUUUUGUUAAAACUUUUGAAUGACGAGAGUCCUAUGGUCGCUAGGCAAUCCAUAGUAACUGGGACAAGCAUCUUCUCCAGGGUGUUGGAAGAGUUAGCAUUACAGUUCCACCAGCGAGGAAAUAUUGACAUGUGGCUUGAAGAGCUUUGGAGAUGGAUGAGCAAGUUCAAGGAUGCUGUUAUUGAUACUCUCUUUGAGGCUGCUCCGCUAGCUGUAAAGCUGCUGACUGUAAAGUUUAUUGAGAUGAACGUUUUGCUUUUUACAUCUGAUAGAAGUGACUCCGAGUUAUCCUCUGCAGAAGCUAUAUCAAGACAUCGGGCUUUCAAUAUUUCAUGGGUGGCUGGCCAUCACCCUGUCCUAAAUAAGGCUGAACUUACGUCGGAUGCAAAUAGAUCACUUGGGAUAAUGCUGGACUUGUUGCAAUCAGCUAGCAAUCUUCCUGGCUUGUUGACUAUUUCCAUUAUUAAUAGUCUUGCAACCAUUGCGAGGAGGCGGCCUACACUCUACAAUCCUAUUCUUUUAGCAUUGCUAAAGUUUGAUUCUAAUUUUGAGAUGGCAAAGGGGGGCCAUCUUGCCAGUAUUCAGUACUCUAUUAGAACUGCUUUUCUGGGAUUUCUAAGAUGUACUCACCCAACCGCGCUGGAGUCAAGAGAGAGAUUAAUGAAGGCAUUAAGAGUUAUGAAUGCUGGGGAUGCAGCUGAUCAAGUUCUUCGGCAAGUUGAAAAGAGUAUGAGAAUGAAUGAACGUGCUUCUCGUGACACCAGGCUUAGCAAGGACGAGCAAAUGUUGGAUUACCAUUCUAAUUCAGUGGAUCAGGGGAGGAAAAGGUCUCAACCUUCAGAUAGUGAAGAUCCAAGCAAUAAUAGUGACACUGCUUAUAAAAGAGUUCGCUAUGGCCCAAAUACCCAUGCAACUCCACCCAUGGAUAAAAAUGAUACGGAGCAGGAAUAUAUAAAUGGAAUGUCUGCAAAGGGCUCAUCGAUAGACAGUAAUUUAACCACUGUGGAACAAAUGAUUGCCAUGAUUGGUGCUUUAAUUGCUGAAGGAGAAAGGGGUGUUCAGUCUCUUGAACUUUUAGUAUCUGAUAUGCAUCCUGAUUUACUGGCAGAUAUUGUCAUAACUAACAUGAGGCACUUGCCUAAAAACCCUCCUUCCUUAGCAAGACCAACUACUUCCACACACAGCAACACAAGUGAUCUGGUUCAGAAUGUUGCUUCGACUGUUUCUACAAGCCCAGAAAUUAUUUCUCAUGGGCCGGUCUCCCCACUCAAUGUGUCUGGCUCUCCAGUGUUUGAUAUGUCUGCCUCAAACAAUCUCUCCUCUGAUUCAAAGCGUGAUCAACGAAGAGAUCCUCGCCGUCUUGACCCUAGGCGUAGCGUGGCAGCUGUUGGUCUACCACCUCCUCCUCCUGCUGAGAACAUCACAAAUGCUUCUCAAACUGCUGAAAUGCAAUAUCAUGUAGAUUCUCCUAGUUCUCUUGUUAAGCCCCCUUCACCUCCAGGAGUUCCAAGUUCUGAUAGUUUGCUGGUUCCAUUGACACCUAAGACUGAAGUUGGCUUGACCAGUCCAGAAUGUGCGCCUGCAUCUCAAUCAGCUACUCCAGUGGAAGUUCGGGUUGAAGCCUUACAAGAAACAAAAGGUGCUUUGGAUCCAUCCUUCCACCCAGGUGAAAGUGUGCAAGAUUCAGCUGCACAGACAUCGCAAGGCUUUUUAUCCACAGACGUUUACUCCCCAUCUUCGCUCGAGACAGAUGAAAUCUCUCCUGAUGUCUCUGACAUGGAAUGCACCGAAGCUUCAAAUGCAGAGUUGCCUGCACUUCCCGCAUAUAUUGACUUAAAUGAGGGAAAGCAAAGUAGUCUGCAGACAUUGGCAUUUAGACGAAUUUUUGACUCAUACGAUAAUUUACGAGAUCCAGGCAGCAAAGAAAUGCGCAUGGCGUUGCUGGCACGGUUGGUGGCUAAGAUUGAUGCUGGUGAUGAUGCUAUUACCGAAAUGCAAAGGCACCUGGCUUUUCGCUACCACCAUGAAGAGGGACAUGAACUUGUGGUGUAUGUUCUUUUCCACCUACAUUCUCUAAUGUUAUCAGGCUCGGAAGGAAACUCAACAUUGUUUGCUGCUAUGUAUGAGAAUUUCCUGCUGGGAAUGGCAAAGUCCUUGCUGGACAUUUUACCUUCAACUGAUAAGUCUUUUAGUCAGCUUCUCCGAGAAGUUCCUUUCCUGACAAAGGCCAUUAUGAGACUUCUGGAUGAUUUGUGCUGUGAUAAAUACAUUGGUACAGAUACUGGUGAUGGUGACCGUGUCACUCAGGGUCUUGGUGCUCUUUGGAGCUUAAUUGCUUCACGCCCUCUCAAUCGUCAAGGCUGCUUGGAUAUUGCACUAAAGUGUGCUGUACAUCCGAAGGAAAAUGUCCGAGUAAAAGCAAUCAAUCUGGUGGCUAAAAAACUUUAUAAAGUAGGCUACAUCUCAGAGAAUAUCGAACAGUUUGCUAUGAAAAUGUUCUUGUCAGUCGUAGAUCAACGUGCUCCUGAUAUAGAGCCUUCUCAGUCUGAAACAAUUGAGCAGAAAACUAAACGCGAGACUGGAAGCCAUGAAACAUCGGUUAGUGGUUCCCAGGUUUCAGAAACAGGUUUAUCUGAAAAUGACUCCACUAAAGGUGCAGAGAUAGAUGUUCUCCAGCAUGCCUCCCUAUUUUUUGCCUUAAUCACACAGAAACCCAGUCUCCUACGAAUCUUAUUCGAAAAUUAUGAGCGUUCUCCCAAAGCUGUUCAGCAGGACAUGCAUCGUCAAAUUCCUCUUCUGACAAGGGCUCUUCGGCCCUGUUAUUCAGAUUUGCUUCAAAUAAUAUCUGAUCCACCUCCUGGCAGUGAAAGUCUUUUGGCACAGAUGCUGCAUAUUCUAUCUGAAGGGACUACGCCUCCACCUAAUCUCGUACACACUGUUAAACAUUUAUAUGAAACGAAGCUGAAGGAUCCUUCUAUCCUUAUACCGAUUCUUUCUUCAUUUUCCAAAAAUGAGGUCUUACCUAUCUUUCCCCAAUUGGUCAACCUUCCGUUGGAUAAGUUUCAGACAGCACUGGCUCACAUACUACAGGGUUCUGCACAUUCUGGGCCAGCAUUGACUCCAGCAGAAGUGAUGGUGGCAAUACAUGACAUUAAUCCUGACAGAGAUCACCUCCCGCUUAAGAAGAUAACAGAUGCUUGCUCAGUAUGUUUCGAACAGCGGACAGUUUUUACACAACAGGUCAUGGCAAGGGCCUUACGUCAGAUGGUCGAUCGAACUCCUUUACCACUUCUGUUCAUGAGAACUGUGAUUCAGACAACUGAUGCUUUCCCUGCCCUGGUUGAUUUUGUUAUGGAAUUACUGUCCAAACUUGUGAGCAGACAGGUUUGGAGAAUGCCAAAGUUAUGGGUUGGAUUUUUGAAAUGUGUGUCACAAACACAACCACAUUCCUUCCCCGUAUUACUGCAGUUACCAUCCCCUCAAUUGGAAAGUGCUUUGAGCAAAUACCCACAUCUCCGAGGGCCCCUAGCUAAUUAUGCUGGCCAGCCUAGUGUUAGAAAUUCAUUAUCUAGGUAAGGGGUGUUCUUGAACCUAAAUCAUACGUCUCUGUGUCCAAAAACUUGAAGAUGCUACUCAUACUUGUUGAGUAUUUCACGAUUUUAUCCCCAUACAUCUUCACCCGCCAGAGCCCAAUGAAGUUGGGAUCAUGCUGGGUAUGUUAUUUUGGCUGUGGUUGUUGUAUCCACUAUAAUGUUUACAAUGUGUUAGACUACAUAGUUGAACAUAUUCUUCUGCCGAUAUGAUACCGAUAUUAAAUGUUAAACUUAUAUAAUUGUAACUAUUUCCUGUCCUAAAACUUCCAAGAAUUUGGAAACUAACUUCAAAUAAACUUCAUCUGGAUGGGUGUUCAUCAAUAAUUCUUUGAUUAUCAUUUGUUGAAUUAAUUAAAUGCAAGUAGUGAUGUUAGCUGAUUUCCUUUUCCUAGUUGUCAUUUACGCAGCUGAAACUAUCCGCAAUUUCAUUUUUGAUACCCAUGGCUGCCGUUUGUCAUCAUCGUACGUGGUUGAUCUUUUUUCUUGCCCAGGACCAUCGUGCUAUUUUGCAAUUCUCUUGUCCAUGAAAAGAUUCACAUUGUAUUUUUCUUGUUGCAGACCAAUACUCGGACUUCUCGGACUCCUAAAUGAAUCAAAUAUGCAGCAGCAAUCACAUCCAGCGUCUUAAAUCCAUGCCCCUGACGGAAAACCUUCCCUACAGGGGACAAUGCAUACGUGACAAAAGAAUGUACAAGAGUCAGGCAAAAAUUUUCUGCUCUGCAUCCGUUAUCGAAUAUUUUGAGGAUGCCAGUCCCAAGGAGAGCUAGGUUGGUUGAACUGGAUUUUUGAAUCCCCAUUUAAUAUCUGCCAGUUCAAUUCGCAGCCCUGAUCCUUCUGGGUGUGGAAGAUUUUCACUCCCACACAGAAAGAGAUCGAAUAUGCGGAAGCAACUCAGCACCUUUGAGCAGGAUGUAAAAUAGAUUGGGCGUUGAGUUUGAGGAGUUCGAACUGCUGCGCUAAACAGCAGAUGUAAAAUAGAUUUUGCUUCAUGUUGUUUUCGUCUAUGUUCAAUAGAUUAGUUGUAUUCGGCUUUUCUUAAAGUAAAUCAAUAGAAAUAACAGGGCAAAAAAAAAUCAUAAUCGAAACCAACAAUGAAAUGAAAACAAAAUUUUGUUCCUAUUGUAUGCAAAUUCACAAAUUGCGGCACUAAAAUCAUAUUUGUCCCCU